Patella vulgata (common limpet) is the source of this 2882-nucleotide messenger RNA. Its product is annotated as kynurenine aminotransferase. The coding region runs from base 101 to 1489 and encodes 462 amino acids. Lineage: Eukaryota; Metazoa; Mollusca; Gastropoda; Patellidae. The record is from RefSeq and is a predicted model, not a curated record. Gene Ontology annotation, molecular function: pyridoxal phosphate binding; L-kynurenine:2-oxoglutarate transaminase activity. The transcript is spliced from 14 exons. Gene Ontology annotation, biological process: biosynthetic process. Gene Ontology annotation, cellular component: mitochondrion; cytoplasm.
GGUCAAAGGUCAUUUUAGGAUACACGUCUUUAAAAUUACAUUCCAUUAUUAAACUUUUUAAAUUACAGAAAAAGAAUAGGUCAACAGUAAGUUUGACAGAAUGUUUAGAAGAAUUUUGUUACAAACAAACAAAAAUCUUUCAAGCCUCCAAACAACAAUCUUGCCUGUUUCUGCUUCUGUCAUAAUUUCAUGUAAACCACAGAUUUGUCAAAAAAGAAUGGCAUCCAGUAAACAUGGUAUAUCUAGGCGUUUAUUAGAAUCACAAAAGAGUUUAUGGGUGGAGUUUUCUAAAUUGGCUCUUGAACAUAAUGCCUUAAACUUGGGACAGGGCUUUCCAGACUUUCAGCCUCCUCAGUUUUUAUUAGAUGCCCUAAAAGAUGCUGCAGCGAAUGGCAAUUAUCUGAUGAAUCAGUAUACUAGAGGUUAUGGACAUCCUCGAUUAGUGAAUGCAAUAGCCGAUGUAUAUUCUCCAAUUAUGGAAAGAAAGAUAGACCCUAUGUCAGAAAUAUUGAUAUCGGUUGGUGCUUAUGGUUCCUUGUUUUGUUCGUUACAAGGAAUGAUUAAUGAUGGAGAUGAGGUGAUUAUAAUAGAACCAUUUUUUGACUGUUAUGACCCAAUGGUGAAAGUAGCAGGUGGUGUACCAGUAUUUGUUCCAUUACGUCCAACUAAAACUGGUGUAUCCAUGGCUACAUCUAGUGCUGAUUGGAAAUUGGAUGAAAAAGAGCUUGAAAGUAAAUUUAAUGAAAAGACAAAAGCAAUUAUUAUUAAUACACCAAAUAAUCCUCUAGGCAAGGUAUUUUCAAGAGAAGAAUUAGAUGUAAUAGCAAGAUUAUGUAUUAAAUAUGAUGUUAUAUGUAUAUCUGAUGAAGUUUACGAAUGGUUGGUUUUUGACGAUAAUAAACAUAUUAAAAUAGCUACAUUACCUGGUAUGUGGGAGAGAACAUUAACAAUAGGCAGUGCUGGUAAAACAUUUAGUGCUACUGGUUGGAAGUUAGGAUGGACUAUAGGACCAAGUGAUAUAUUAGUUGGUGCUAAAACUAUGCAUCAGAACUGUAAUUAUACAUGUCCAACAAUACUACAGGAAGCUACAGCAGUAGGAUUUGAACACGAGUUAAAGAGAAUGGGAACACCAGAAUGUUAUUUCUCACAGUUACCGAAAGAGUUAGAACCAAAACGAGAUAAAUUAAUUAAUUUAAUGACAGAGAUGGGAAUGUGGCCUGUAAUACCACAAGGAGGAUAUUUUUUACUAGCUGAUAUAACAGGAUUAAAUAUAGAUCUAUCUCAAGAGGCAGCAGAUGAACCUAAAGAUUUCCAGUUUGUAAAGUGGAUGACUAAAAAUAAGAAACUAACAGCUAUUCCACCAUCAGCAUUUUAUUGUAAAGAACACCAAUCUGUUGGAGAGAACUAUGUUAGAUUAUGUUUUAUAAAGGAAGAUGAAACAUUAGAAAAAGCAUCCAAAAUACUCAGACAAUGGAAGUCAUCAAUGUGAUGUUAGUGUUUGACCACAUAUUGUUAAGUUUGUUGUUAUAUGUAACUGAUAUUAUUGUCCCCCACCUUUUGAAGAAAGCAGGGGACUAUUAAAAUGGGUCUGUCCGUCAGUCACACUUUUUGGGACACAAUAACUUUCCUUCUAAUUGAGCCAGAAUGUUCAAACUUGGUGUAGGUGUUUAUUAGGUCAAUGCCUUGAUGGAGUUUGAAGAUGAGCAUUUUCUGCUUAGGGUAAGCAGAGAUAAGCCAUUUGAUUGGUUGAUGCUUUGGUACAAGAUAACUUUAGUACUAAUUAAGUGAGAGUGAUGAAACUUGUAUAGUUUCAUUACAUCAAUACCUUGACUAAGUUCGAUACUGAACAUUUCCUGCUUAUGCUAUGUAGCAAUAAGCAAUUUGAUUGGUCAAGACUUUGGAACUUAAAUAACAACACUGCUUUUAAUUGAGGUAGAAUGAUUAAACAUACAUUUUGCAAGAGCUAAAUCUGCCUAUUGCAGGUAUAUCUUUAGGUUUGAAAUGUUAUCUAAGUUAUCAAUUAGACAUUAAUUAACUUAUCCGUACCAUAAUCAACUCUCGAUGGCAUCCCUAGCCUGCGAUCUUGAGUGGAUUAUGACCCGAUUUACUGCAUAACUUCCCUUCACGAUUAAAUCAAUAAAUGUAUAAUCGAGACUAUGCUUUUUAUUGUACUGACUUUAGUAAUGAUGAUCGAGGCUAGGUGGAAAUUUCAAUCGCUUAAUUCUCGGUUUAUAGUGGAUCAAUUUGACUGAAAUUUUCAGCAAAUUGCCUUUACAUUAUAUAGUUUGUAACUAUUAUAGUGAGAAUUGCCAACUUGUUAUCUAAUCUCCCAUAAUGUAUCUUUAAACUUGAUGUAGAUGUUCAUUAAGUGAAUGUCUUGACUGAGUUCAAUGAGAGAGAGAGAGCGAGAGAGGGGGUUUAAUGUCCACUCCAUACAAACUAGGUCAUUUCAGGACUAACAUAUGGUCAAAUUUUAUUUCAAUAAUUCGCUUGCACGUGGGGAUCUUUAGCAGUGGGAGGCUACCGGAGGACCCGGAGAAAACCCAUGAGGUUGGACAGGUGGGGAAUCGAAACCACAUCAGUUGACUCGAUGACAGACCUUAUGAUACAGGGUACACGUGCUAACCAUUCGGCCAUCCAACCCCCCAUUAAUCAAUAUGUGUUAUCUAUAUAUUUAUGGAUUUCGGCGGGGGACAUCAGCCUCACUGUUGGCUUGUUUGAAUCUAAAAGAAAGUUUAUUUUUUUCAAUACAGUAUAUUGUGCACUGUUACUUAUAUUUAAAGGAUUGAAAAUCAUGUGAUAUCAUUUGAGAGAUUGUGAAAUUACAUAAAAUAAUAUAUCAAGGAAAUAUGACAAUGUGAUUAAAAUUAGAUAAAUCUCAA